GGAGCACGGUGCUCUCGUUCAGCCCGUCUUCAGGAAUGAAGCUGAUGCGCCCCACGUGUUGGUGGUGGGCUCGCUGUGCUGUUGGUAACGGGGCAGCCGCUCUCUGCCCUACCAUGGCUCUGUCCUGUGCGCUGAGGCUACGGCACCGGCCCCUUUUGAGUGCUCUCCUGAGCAGCCUGCCUGGCUGGGACCGUAGCUUGCCGGCACAGAAGGCAGCAGCACAGCGGAAGGAGAAGGGACAGGGCGGUGAGGACCACAGCCUGCCCUGUGCCUCUUGGGAGGAGAGGUUAGCAAAUGCAGUGACUCCACUGUGGAGAUUUCCCUAUCAAGAGCAGCUGCAGGUGAAGUAUGAAAGCCAGAGGAAGAUUUUGCAGACGCUGGCAUCUUGUCUUGAGAAGCUGGGCAUAGACACACAGCAGCCUGGUGGACUCUGCUGUCCUCUCCAGCCUAUAGUCCCGUCGCCUGUCAUUAAUGGCUACCGAAACAAAUCUACUUUCUCUGUGAACCGAGGACCAGAUGGGAACCCCAAAACCGUGGGGUUCUAUGUGGGAACCGGCAAAGCAAGAAAUAUUGUCUGUGUGAAAGCCAACCACAUAGAGAACAUACCCCUAAAACACAAACAAGUAGCCCAGUGCUAUGAGGACUUCAUCCGCAACUCCCCCCUGGACUCCUGCCUCCUCUUCCACGAAGGCGGCCACUGGCGGGAGCUCGUGGUGCGCACCACCAGCUAUGGUCACACCAUGGCUAUCAUCACCUUCCACCCGCAGGACCUGGGCCAAGAGGAGCUGGCUACUCAGAAAUCCUUGCUUAAGGAAUUCUUCACGUGUGGACCUGGAGCUGUCUGUGCCUUGACUUCACUUUAUUUCCAAGAGAGCACCAUGACACGCUGCUCCCACGAGCAGGCCCCCUUCCAGCUCCUUCAUGGAGAGCCACACAUCUUUGAAGAAGUGCUUGGCCUCAAGUUUCGCAUCUCUCCGGAUGCCUUCUUCCAAGUAAACACGGCUGGAGCAGAAGCUCUGUACCAGACAGUCGGGGAGCUGGGUCAGGUUGGUGGGGACACCAUCCUCCUGGACAUCUGCUGUGGAACGGGCGCAAUAGGUCUCUCUCUGGCUCGCCAAGUGUCCAAGAUUAUUGGUAUUGAGGUGGUGGAGAAGGCUAUAGAGGAUGCCAGAUGGAAUGCAGCAUUCAAUGGAAUUUCAAACUGUGAGUUUCACAGUGGAAAGGCAGAGGCUGUGUUACCACAACUCCUGUCGUCGUGGGAGGAUGCCCGACCCGUUGUUGCUGUGGUGAACCCAUCCCGGGCUGGGCUCCAUUACAGGGUUGUGCGAGCCAUCCGAAACUGCAAGUCCAUCCGAAGGCUGAUCUACAUCUCCUGCAAGCCAGAGGGUGAAGCAAUGAGGAACUUUACUGAGUUCUGCUGCCCACCUGACCCAAGGAAGAAACUGUUAGGAGACCCAUUUACCCCCACGUUGGCUAUACCUUUUGAUAUGUUUCCUCAUACUGUUCAUUGUGAGCUGGUGCUGCUGCUAACCCGCUGACAAGGACAUAGGUAUACCAGCUCUGAGAGCUUGGGAAGCAACCUCCUGCAGUACUGAAGCCUGGAGUCUACGCAGUGAUGGAUUUUAACUUAUUUUCUUGACAUUUGUAUUUAAAAAAUAAAUAAUUUUGCUUUA
Messenger RNA from Melopsittacus undulatus (budgerigar), 1673 nucleotides. It is a transcript of the gene TRMT2B, whose product is annotated as tRNA methyltransferase 2 homolog B. Bases 36 to 1538 code for a protein of 500 amino acids. The transcript has 12 exons. Gene Ontology annotation, biological process: RNA processing. The record is from RefSeq and is a predicted model, not a curated record. Gene Ontology annotation, molecular function: RNA binding; tRNA (uracil(54)-C5)-methyltransferase activity, S-adenosyl methionine-dependent. NCBI's taxonomy places the organism in Eukaryota, Metazoa, Chordata, Aves, Psittaciformes, Psittaculidae.